AUGGUGUACUCGCCAGGACCACCAUCGCCCAUAAACAUGGCUGAUCGUAACUCUGGAUUACACGCACGAAACAGAUCUCUUAGUCCUCCAGCACCGCUACCGGGUAGCGGCGCCCCUCAACAAUCCAAACGAGACAAAAGACGCACCCAGCUGCAAGAACGCUUGCACGAUCUCACCAUCACAUUCAACCAGAACCGCGACAGCCAGUUUCGUCAACAACUCCAUGCUCUACAAUGUGAUAUGACACUCAUCAAUAAUGCGGACCCUUACGAGGCCGGUCCGUUACCUGACUCAGCGGAGGAGAUUGCGCAGUUGAUUGAGACGACUGUCGGAGGUGGGAAGUUCGGGAAGGAGAUGGCUAAUAUUUCGGGGAGUUGGUACUCGAGGUUUGUGCAGGAGAUUAAUGAGAUUAAAGAGGGUCGGGAUGCAGAUUUGGUUGCUGUUAUGAACCGACAUCGUGAGGCCGUCAAACGAUACAAUCACGAAUUUGCAUGGCGACAACACUUCGCGCGCGAGGAGUUUAGACUUUUAUCGCAAACUCUGCGGGAGCGAUUGGUGCAAAAAGUCUCCGCGAAUAAGACACGUCUUAUGCGGGAGAAAGAACAAAUGGACAUCUCAGACACGAAUGCAUUGCUACUGAACCCGAAUCAAUUCACAAUUACGAACCCUUCCAGCCCCGGUGGCCUUCAUGGCAACCGCAAGACUCGACAUACUAGACACCGAAUCGGGAUUGACGAGUUCGGUAACGGCAUUGGUUUGGACAACAGAAGAAAACGCAAGGCUCCCGAUGAUGAUAUCGGCUCUCCCGGCCGUGACGGAUUGUCGACUCCUGCAGAACGGGCCAAGGCUACGGCAGAAAAACAGCAAACGGACAAAAUCUACAGUAUUAAUUCUCUGUUUACGGACAAGGAACUUGCUUUGCAUGCAAAUCAGGCACACAUUGCUACGGCACAUUUCUUUUCUACGUCAAGGAAUCAGGAAGGUGUUGGUACUUCAGCGAACGGUCACAACAGCGAAGACGACGCCGACAGCGCUGUGCCCGGAGAAGAUGGAACACCGGCGGCAACCGACAUGGCGCGUACAGCCAGUCAAACUUACCACGCAACUCGAUCAACGCGCAACCAGGGCAAUUCCGGGCUGAAUUUGCUCGCUGAGCUAUCUGAUAAACCGGCCACGCGACCCAACCUACCGUACCAUAUCCUCGCCAACCACAACUCGCGCACCAACCAAAGCGCACCACCAUUGAACUCGCUCAUGAACGAGGAAAUCGACGAUGAUAUUUCCCGCAUGGAUCGGCUACAGGCCAAACCACACGGCUGGAUUGACAAAGGGCUGAUUGAUAACAUGACGGAUCCCGUCCAGGAAGAGAUCAAUGGCGUGCCUACGAAUGCGGAUCGCUUCAGCUUGUUGCAUCCUGACUUUCCGAUUGACAUGGGAAUCAAGUGGUAUCCCAGGAACAACAACGGCGGCUAUGAGAUGUUUCCACAGAUCAACGAGCGGGCGGGUAAACGGCGGGCCUGA
Molecule: messenger RNA, 1521 nt
Organism: Talaromyces marneffei
Lineage: Eukaryota; Fungi; Ascomycota; Eurotiomycetes; Eurotiales; Trichocomaceae
Exons: 2
Coding region: 1-1521 (506 amino acids)
Biological process (GO): negative regulation of transcription by RNA polymerase II
Cellular component (GO): Sin3-type complex
Molecular function (GO): histone deacetylase binding
Source: RefSeq, a predicted model, not a curated record